Messenger RNA from Herpailurus yagouaroundi (jaguarundi), 3520 nucleotides. RefSeq names its product arylsulfatase G (gene ARSG). Lineage: Eukaryota; Metazoa; Chordata; Mammalia; Carnivora; Felidae. Gene Ontology annotation, molecular function: arylsulfatase activity. The transcript is spliced from 12 exons. The record is from RefSeq and is a predicted model, not a curated record. The coding region runs from base 558 to 2177 and encodes 539 amino acids.
CGCGGGAAGGCCGGCGGAUCGGCGCGGCGGGCGGCGGCGGAGCCGAAACCUGACAGAAACAUGAAGCCCUCCACCAUCUGGAACUGAGAAACCCAUUCAAGGCUGACGGCGGCUUCUAGAACGUCCAGGUGUUCUGCAGAUGUGAGAAUUUAUCCUGCUCUCACCAGCUGGAGUCCCGAACAGAUGCAAAGCUUGUGCUGUGGCCCUAACGUCCCCGGGCACGGAGGGGUCGUUUUUUAAGUGGCCAAAGAGCCAUCACUGACACGGGUAUCUGAUUGCCGCACGCGGCUGGUCGUCUCUCGGAGCUGCAGGGGGCAAACCAAAUUCGAGGUUGCGAAUUUCCUGACUGUCUUGAAUUAGGAUGCCAGGUGGGGGCCUCAUUUCCGCAGCCCCAGCGUCCUUCUAGGCACCCCACCAACACGACCCCCACAACCAGUAUCUCCUUGCAGACUCCACCACUGCUUCUCCAGAGACUCCCUGCACCUUAAGUGAGCAGAAGGAAGCUCUUGGAAAAAUCCUCAGCCGUGGCCCACAGUCAUUGCCCUCCCCUGCCCACCAUGGGCUGGCUUUUUCUAAAGGUUCUCUUCGUGGGGGUGACUUUCCUGGGAUGUCUUUAUCCUCUCGUGGAUUUUUGCUGCAGCGGGGACACAAGAGGCCAGAAGCCGAAUUUUGUGAUCAUUUUGGCAGAUGACAUGGGGUGGGGUGACCUGGGAGCAAACUGGGCAGAAACAAAGGACACUGCCAACCUUGAUGAGAUGGCUGCAGAAGGAAUGAGGUUUGUGGAUUUCCAUGCAGCUGCCUCCACCUGCUCCCCCUCCAGGGCCUCCCUGCUCACCGGACGGCUCGGCCUUCGCAAUGGAGUCACGCACAACUUUGCGGUCACUUCCGUGGGGGGUCUUCCGCUCAAUGAGACCACCUUGGCUGAGGUGCUGCGGCAAGCUGGCUAUGUCACUGGGAUGAUAGGCAAAUGGCAUCUCGGGCACCAUGGAUCUUACCACCCCAACUUCCGCGGUUUUGAUUACUACUUUGGAAUCCCAUACAGCCACGACAUGGGCUGCACCGAUACCCCGGGCUACAACCACCCUCCUUGUCCAGCGUGUCCACGGGGGGACGGGGACGGACCGUCAAGUCGCGGAAAUGAAUGCUGUCUGUGGUUCCCGCACAGGACCCACGAGAGGGACUGUUACACGGACGUGGCCCUUCCUCUGUAUGAAAACCUCAACAUCGUGGAGCAGCCGGUGAACCUGAGCGGUCUCGCGCAGAAAUAUGCGCAGAAAGCUACCCAGUUCAUCCAACACGCGAGUGCCAGCGGAAGGCCCUUCUUGCUGUACGUGGCCCUGGCUCAUAUGCACGUACCCUUGUCCGGGACACGGCUCUCCGCAGACCGACGGGGCCGGAGGCCAUAUGGAGCAGCUCUCCGGGAGAUGGACCGCCUGGUGGGCCAGAUCAAGGACAAAGUCGACCGCACGGCAAGAGAAAACACAUUCCUCUGGUUUACAGGAGACAACGGCCCGUGGGCUCAGAAGUGCGAGCUGGCCGGGAGCGUGGGUCCCUUCACUGGAUCGUGGCAGACUCAUCAAGGGGGAAGUGCAGCCAAGCAGACCACGUGGGAAGGUGGGCACCGGGUCCCGGCUCUGGCCUACUGGCCUGGCACCGUUCCCAUCAACGUCACCAGCACAGCCUUGUUAAGUGUGCUGGACAUCUUCCCCACUGUGGUGGCCCUGGCGGGGGCCAGCCUGCCCCAAGACCGGCACUUUGACGGCUUGGAUGCCUCUUCCGUGCUUUUUGGCUGGUCGCAGGCUGGGCACCGGGUGCUGUUUCACCCCAACAGUGGGGCGGCCGGAGAGUAUGGAGCCCUUCAGACCGUCCGCCUGGAACAACACAAGGCCUUCUACGUCACCGGCGGAGCCAAAGCCUGUGACGGGAAGGCCGGGCCCCCGCGGCUUCAUGAGCCUCCCCUCAUUUUUAACCUGGAAGAGGAUGUUGCAGAAGCCGAGCCUCUAGAAGAAGGUAGUGCUGAGUACGAGCGCGUCUUGCCCGAGGUCAGACAGGUCCUGGCGGAUGUGCUUGUGGACAUUGCUGGUGACAAGACGUCCAGGGCGGAUUACACUCAGGAUCCUUCGGUGACCCCCUGCUGUGAUCCCCACCGAAAGGCCUGCCGCUGUCACACCACCUGACCCAUUCCCCCCCCACUGUCCUCCCUGCAUGCCGCCUUGGGAGGGGGGUGGGGACGGCUGUGCCGAGCCGAGCUGUAGGGAAAGGCACACAGGCUUUGGAGUCAGGCCGGGUUCAGGGCCCAGCUUCGGAACGUGGGCCGUCACUGAACCCACAGCUUUCGAGCUCAUUCUGAGGACCAAGGAGGCACUGUAUGCAAAUGACUGCCACAUCACGUGACGCGGAACAGGCACUGGAUGCAUUUUAGUUUCCUUUCCUUUCUAUGCACCCAGUUUUGCUGGUCGUUGUAGCAUAGAUUCAUGCCAGCUGGGAUCUAGGGCAGCACUUUUCCAUCUUUAAUACGCAUACGUGUCACCUGGGAUCCCUCGAGAGUGCAGAUUCUGACUCAGUAGUUGCCCGAGACGCUCCAUUUCCGGGCAGCUCCUGGGGGAAAUGCCCUGAGUAGCACAGGUGCAGACUAGACAAAGCUAGACGUUUCUGGGUCUCAGAGCAGGUGAGCCCACGGAUACAUCCGUGGCACUCCCUGUCUCCUCUCGCUCCCCCUUAAAGAUCAAAUGAUGGUAUUUUAAAGAUUGUAAGCAUUCCUUCUGCCUCCUAAAACCAGGAAGAAAUGAACGUCUAAAACCUCAAAAACACAUUGCCAUGAUUUUAUUAUAAGUGUCCUAAAUGGGACUCCAAGGUAAUAAAUGAUUCAUUCCAAUCACUGCAAAAAUACUUUGCCUGGCUAAAAGCAGUCUCUCUAUAUGCCAUAUACAAGAAAUACAAUUCAAAGAGGUUUUCCUAUACGUACAUUUUUACAUGGCAUACAUUUAAAAAGGAUGCCCUUGUUCAUAUAAAGUUCCGGCUACAGACCAACGUGGUUAGUGAGCAUCGACGCGAUGGCUGUAACAUAUUUCAUAUAGUCUCUCCCACGCCUGCUGGCAACCGGGGCGGAGGAGAGUUUGGUGAGCAGUGGACCGCGUCCCGUGGCUUAAGCAGGUGGCACCUGGGAUUCCAGCCCCCCUUUCUGCGCACACAAUUGUACUCCAUUCUUCCACCUUCCUUGUUUUCUCCACAACCACCUGACAGGGGGUGUCCUGCUUUCUGAGGUGUGCUUCUCAUCAUGACUGCUUCGUUUUGCCCUUCUGACUUCCACGGCACAAGAUAAUCUACCAAAAUCAAAACAGAACGGCCUUAACUCUUUCCGGGAAGAGACUGGUAGGCAGGCUGGGUUAUCAACAGAUCUGUGCCCACGAGGGGUCAGCAGGGGGAGGCUGGGCGCUGCAGAUCCACGGACCGACCCUCACUCACGGCCACAGAAAAUCCACCCAUCUUACUUCGGUAUAGACGAGUAUGGCACGGUUUC